Messenger RNA from Acyrthosiphon pisum (pea aphid), 1894 nucleotides. Its product is annotated as RING finger and transmembrane domain-containing protein 2-like. Gene Ontology annotation, biological process: positive regulation of ERAD pathway. Lineage: Eukaryota; Metazoa; Arthropoda; Insecta; Hemiptera; Aphididae. Gene Ontology annotation, molecular function: ubiquitin protein ligase activity. The record is from RefSeq and is a predicted model, not a curated record. The coding region runs from base 554 to 1876 and encodes 440 amino acids. The transcript has 7 exons.
UUAUCAAAAAUCAUAAUGUAAACAAGUAACCUCGAUUUUUUAUCACCAAGUAGUUCACUGAUAAUGUCCUAUCCAUGUAUUUAUUAUCUAUGGCAUGGCAUGAGUAAACAUGACAAAUAUAAUUGAUAAGAAAAAAAUUGUGAUAAUGAUUUCGUAAAUUCUUACACUCCUGAUUGACGAGUAAACGUAUUUUAAAGUCAUUCUAUUCUGUUAUUUAAUUUUAUUCGGACGUUCUGACGUUCAGUUUACAAUUUCAUAACCCCAAAUACAUAUUACGUCAUUGUUUUUUCUAUGGUGUAACAAAUAAUAUAAUAAGAAUCAUAAAUUAGAUGAAAUAAUAUUUCAACUAUAUUCUACAAUUGUUGCUUGUGUUUUAACUUUUAACAAUGUCCAAUUUAAAUGAUGAACCGGGAACUACAGCGUCUGAUAAUGGUAAUCGUAAAUAAGUUUGUCUGUAUAUAUUGUCAAAUGUCUUUAUGUUCACAAAUUGAAAACAGAUAGUAGAGCGGCAGUGCCUGUUGCCAGUCGUCGUAUAAGCUUUGCGUCUGCUCUUAUGAUGCAAAUAGAGCGUAGAGCAGCUGAAGGUUUAGCCAUGUUUCGAAGCAACGUGGACAACACAGUUGAAGAACUACGAUCAAUAAUUACAGUGGCACGCAACCCCCAUCCUGGAUCGCCACAACCGCUUGGUCCCAGUUCAUCUAUACGCCUGAGUCUGCCUACCUGCUUGAAUUUGAACACCAACCAUGCUCACUUACCUCUCUCUCCACCAAGUAUAACAGAAACAGAAGACCAAAACUUUACAACUGCAGUAUCACAAAGACUUCCUUUGACUACUCAAGGAUCACUUACUGAACAAAACAAUGAUGUAGCAAUAGAUAUGAAUUUAUCAAGCUCAGAUUUACAUGUAGAACAGCUGCCUCAAAGUCCAGGAGGGUCGUCACUUAAUGGAUCUAACAAUGAUAACAAUGAGAACCAAAGCGAAGAAGUUGUUCUUCAGCACAACCCAGAAAUCGCUCAAAUGCUUAGUGUAACUCUAAAAUACCUUCCAUUCUUAUUGAUACUUUUAUCAAAAGUUGUAUUCGACCAUAUUCCAGAUAUUCUGCUCUUUUCGGUGCUAUUUAUUUCAUUUUGUUACUUCAACCAAAUGGUAAAGCUAGAGGUGGCCAAAAAAUCAUUGCGCAGUAUUGGUUUUUUGUUGUUUGCUAUUUGUCAUGUGGCCAUGUCUGUAUUUCUAUUCUACUUCUUCUACACCGAAAUUAUCUUACACUUUGGGUUAAUAUUUAUUCCUCCUUCCACACAGUCCUUGACAGUUAUCAACCUAUUAUGGUCAAUAGCAGCGGAUGAUUACAUUUUGAAAUUAACAACAAUUGUUUUUAAAAUAAUAGUUAUCAUGAUGCCAAUAAAGGUUUUACCAAUAGUUAAACGAGGAAAAGUAUACCUGUUCAUUGAAGUUACAUCUCAAUUGUAUCGGUGUUGUGCGCCGAUUCGACCUUGGUUGUAUUACAUGUUAGAAUCUUAUCAGGGUCCGAAAAAGGCGAUUGGAGUCAUUUUAUCUGCCGCUUACAUAGUAUCAAAAGGUACCAAUUUAAUAGGUUGUGUGAAACUAUGGCGGACAGCCUUAUACAAAUUACUUCAGAAUGUUGCAUUGGGUACAGCACCGAGUAAAGAGCAGCUGACUAUAGCUGGCAACAAUUGUCCAAUAUGCCAUGACGAGUAUGCUACACCUGUUUUGUUGCAAUGCGAACACAUAUUCUGUGAAGCUUGCGUGGCCAAAUGGUUUGAUCGCGAGCAAACAUGUCCAAUAUGUCGGGCAAAUCUUGUUGAUAACCCUGCGUGGCAAGAUGGUUCUACGACAAAUUAUAUACAACUCUUUUAACAUUUAAAUAUUUAACUU